CAAUCAAUGGAAAGAGCCGAAGAUCUGUGUCCAAUCACAGCUGAUCGCAUGGCACUGAUGAUCAGUGUAGCCCCAGCAAUGCCACCUGUCAGUGCCCAUCAGUGCCACCUGCCAGUGCCCAUCAGUGCCACAUCAAUGCCACAUAUCAGUGCCUACCAGUGCCCAUCGAUGCCACAUAUCAGUGCCCAUCUAAGCUGCCUUUCAGUGUCACCUAUCAGUGCCAGUCAGUGCCAUCAGUGUUGCCAUCUAUAUCAGUGCCAGUCAGUGCCGCCUAUC
Molecule: messenger RNA, 276 nt
Organism: Staurois parvus
Lineage: Eukaryota; Metazoa; Chordata; Amphibia; Anura; Ranidae
Source: the annotation of a GenBank genome assembly